AUGGGAGGUGUUGCAUUUGACCUCGAGACCUGCGCCAGGCCGAACAUUGUUGCUCUGCAGCCAUACCGAUGCGCUAGGGAUGAUUACAAGGAUGAUGGAAGUAAUACGCUUUUAGAUGCGAAUGAGAAUUCGUACGGCCCAUCACUUUCCAUAGACCUAUCAGCGAACCACGAGGUCAAUGGAAGCACUCUAAGGCUUGCAGGCUUGAACAGAUACCCUGAUCCGCAUCAAAUAGAGCUAAAACAGCUUUUGUGCGACCUUCGACAGGUUGCGAGCUCACCGGCUACGUUGAGGCCUGACAACAUUUUCGUCGGCGUAGGAUCUGACGAAGCAAUUGAUGGGUUGAUCCGAUGUUUUUGUGUCCCAGGCAUCGAUAAAAUUUUGGUCUGCCCCCCAACUUACGGGAUGUAUACCGUAGCUGCCCAAGUCAAUGAUGUCGAGGUCGUGAAGGUACCACUAGAAAUCGAAGGCGAGUCGCCUAGUUUCGACAUUCAACCGGUUAAAAUAAAAGAAGAAUUGGAAGGGGAUCCCCGGAUUAAACUAGUCUACAUAUGCUCCCCGGGAAAUCCAACCGGUAAACUUGUGGACCCUGGCCGAUUAAAGGAACUUCUUGAAUACAAUUGGAAUGGUGUGAUUGUCCUCGAUGAGGCAUACAUCGACUUUGCCGACCAUGGCAAAAGUCUUGCUCAUUGGGUGAAUGAUUAUCCCAAUCUAGUUGUGAUGCAAACAUUAUCUAAGGCAUUUGGUAUGGCUGGUAUACGGUAUGUCAACCCUUUUCCUAAGUCCAGGCAAGUACUCACGAUUUUAGAUUGGGAUUCGCGUUCGCGCCUUCUAGAAUAG
Messenger RNA from Orbilia oligospora ATCC 24927, 840 nucleotides. RefSeq lists its product as uncharacterized. The record is from RefSeq and is a predicted model, not a curated record. Gene Ontology annotation, biological process: biosynthetic process. The transcript is spliced from 3 exons. NCBI's taxonomy places the organism in Eukaryota, Fungi, Ascomycota, Orbiliomycetes, Orbiliales, Orbiliaceae. Bases 1 to 840 code for a protein of 279 amino acids. Gene Ontology annotation, molecular function: pyridoxal phosphate binding; transferase activity.